Molecule: messenger RNA, 1677 nt
Organism: Chelonia mydas (Green sea turtle)
Lineage: Eukaryota; Metazoa; Chordata; Testudines; Cheloniidae
Gene: PRSS57
Product: serine protease 57
Exons: 5
Coding region: 157-930 (257 amino acids)
Biological process (GO): proteolysis
Molecular function (GO): serine-type endopeptidase activity
Source: RefSeq, a predicted model, not a curated record
CCAGCAGGGCAGGCCGAGAGCCUAGCAGCAACCUGGCUAUGUGGGAUAGUGGCACCGCAAGACCCUCCCACGCCCUCCGGGCUUACUUAACCCCCAGAGCCUCAGCCAUCAGCACUCACCAUCCUCCCCCAGCGUGAAGGAGCAAAGAGAGCCAUCAUGGGGAGCACCAGCCUGCUGCUCCUUGUGCUCAUCCCGGCAGCUGUUUGGUUUGGGACAGGUGCCCUGGGGAGCUGGAUUAUUGGGGGGAAUGAAGUCAAGCCCCAUUCCCGGCCCUACAUUGCUUCCAUCCAGCUGGAUGGCCAGCACGUCUGCGGGGGAUUCCUGGUUUGGCACAAGUGGGUGAUGACGGCGGCUCACUGUGUGCUUCCCAGACACUCCCCCUCCUUGCGUGUCGUGCUGGGGGCUCACUCCCUGAAACACCAGGAGGCCUCUCAGCAGAUCUUCAGCAUCCGGGAGUCCAUCAUGCACCCACACUUCAACGCCCGGACGGUCCACAAUGACAUCCGCAUGCUGGAACUGAACAAGUCGGCCAUCUUUACCCAGUUUGUGAAGCGGAUCAGGCUCCCCCGACCCAACAUCGACCUCUCUCCCGGGGUCGUCUGCAGAGUGCUGGGCUGGGGCGACACCUCCAAUUUUGGCACCAUCCCCACCGAGCUCAGGGAGACCAAGACGACCAUCGUGGACAGGAAGAUCUGCAAAGCACUGUGGGUGGGUCACGUCAACGACAACAUGCUGUGUGCGGCCAGCCUCAACAGCACCCUCCAGGGGGUCUGCUCGGGUGAUUCCGGGGGUCCCCUCGUCUGUGGGGGCAGGGUACAUGGCAUAGUCUCCUUCUCCGGGCAGAGGUGUGGGAAUCGCAGGUACCCAGACAUCUACACUCGGAUUUCCAAGUACAUCUCCUGGGUCCAGGAUGUGCUGAAGCGCUUUUAAUACUGGAGACGAGAGCUGUGGGGGCUCCUUGUGUGACAGACAUUCUGAAGAGGGGGGCAGUUGGGACUGAGAAAAAGAGGGAGGGAUCUUUCUCUAUUGGGCAGUUAACAUGCAUUUCACUAUAAAGUCUAUGGGGUCUGGUGUUCAGGAUGGGGGGAAUGUGCAUCAGGACUCCUGCGUUCUAUUCCCAGCUCUGUGAGGGGCACGUGGUCUAGUGGCAACUAGCAGUCAGGGCUUCUGUGUUUUAGUCCCACUUGCCCACUGACAGCUCUUGGGGUGAGUCCCUUCCUCACACUGUGCCUCAGUUUCCCCAAUCUGUAACAUGGGGAGAAAGGUACCUACCUCACAGGGCUGUUGGGCGCCUCAUGAGUUAGUAUCUGUGAAGUGCUUGGAGAUGCUCAGGUGAAAGGGGUAGACAGGUGAUGCCCAUGAUCUUGCCUGAGAUAUUUCAGGACAAGCCUAGCUCUCUGGGCCCACAGUUCCCUGUCCUACGCAGCCUCACGAAAUGGGUGUACAGAAGGAUACAUGCCUUUCCCAGACUGCCUGGAGGAUCAUCACCUAAUCCACGUAUGCUGCUUGAUGUAAUACAACAGCUCAGCUGCACCAGGAUUGAACCUGCAACCUUUGGAUCUAAGCACACAGGCCUCUAUGGACUGAGCUAGAAAAGCCACCUCUGUGUCCACUUCACAAACCUCUAUGUAGCCCAGCCACCCCAUUGUUGGCCUGAGUUACACCUAAACCCUUUUC